Molecule: messenger RNA, 2626 nt
Organism: Parasteatoda tepidariorum (common house spider)
Lineage: Eukaryota; Metazoa; Arthropoda; Arachnida; Araneae; Theridiidae
Source: RefSeq, a predicted model, not a curated record
GACAGUUAAAGACUUUAAUUUAAAUUUUUAGCGGCGGUUAAAAGCAAAUACAUAAAUCAGAGGAAAAGUUUGAAAGUGAAUUUAAGAGAGCAGACUUUUUUUCAAAUCAUAAAAAUAUGCCUCGCAAAAAGAAAAUUGAAAUUGAUGACUUGGUAAAUAUUCAUAUAGACCCAAAUUAUCCCACAGAGGAGCAAUCUAUAAGACCUAAACUUCGAAAAAAAGCAAAAUCUAAACCUCAGAAAAAAACUUUACCUGUGAUCAAACAUAAAUCUCAAAUUAGGAAGGAUCAGUUGACGAACAUUGAAUCGAGGGAAGUUUCUGCUUGUAGUUACCAGCCUAAAUCUUUAAACAAAAAUCCUGUUGAAGCAUUAAUAAAUGAUAUUUCUUUUGCACAUUCCGAAAAUUUAAAUGAGUCCGAUUCCUUUCUAGAAGAUUUGGAUGAAAUGAAUAAAGGAGAUUUGUGGGAACAGUUCACAAUGUUACAAACUUUACACAGAAAGGAAAAAGAGCUAGAAAUUGCAAUUCUAUAUGAAAAAUUGAAACAAGAAGAGGAAUUUCUUACUGAUGAAAGUUUGUUGAAAGAAAAAAUAUCCAAACUAGAAGAUGAAGUACAGAAAAGAAAAAUGGAUUUAAAAUUAAAGGAAAUAAUGUGCUCUGAGGUUCAGUUUAUGGAAACUAUAAGAAAGAUUAGUUUGCCUUGCUCUCUUAAGAAAGAUGGAGAAGUUUAUGAUUUUUCUGAUGGUGAAAGAGGGUUGUACCAAGUUUCUGAACCCUAUGAGACUACUGAUUUAACAUUUCAGCUCAUUCUUGGGCUUUUACUGAAAAAGGAACAAUUAAAGAGAGAAUUAUCAUCAGGACAAGUGGAAAUUGCAAAAAUAGAAGAAAACUGUCGGAAAAUGAAUUUAGCUAUUGAAAGUGGCGAGAGAAAUUCCUCUUCGGAAAGAUUAGAUGUAAAUACAAUGGAUUCCGAGGACUUCAAAGACUUAGAAUGUUUGAAAACUGCGAAUCAGAAAAUAAAUAGUCGCAUCCAGUUGUUUGCCAAACUUCUCCAAUUCUUAAUUGAGGCCAUAGAAAGUGAGCACAAUUUAAAUGAUGAUUUGAAAAUAUUAGCCUCUGCUUGUGAGAAAAUACAACAUUGGAACUAUGAUGAUGUAGAUGAAUUGGGAGAACUGUGCAAGAAAGUUCAUUCUAUUAAAAUAAAAUGAUAUCUCAAAAAAUUUUAAAAAUUGAAACAUUAACUAAAAAAUUUUUAUUUUGGUGUUGUUAAUGUGAUAUGCAUAAUCAAUGUUCUACUCUAUCUUUAAAUUAUGUCUAGCCUGUUUUUAAUCAUUUUUUUUUUGUACAAAAAAUCAUAAAGAACUUUUUUUUUUAGGGGAAAAAAAAAAGAUUCUACUUCUUAGAAAUUUUAAUUUUUCUAUACAUGAAUAAGUAUUGCAAGGCUAUGAAUGCAAGACAAGUUACGCACAGCCGAAAUAACUUUUCAGCUGUCACUAACUAAGAGCACAAGAGCCAAUUAAAAUUAUUGUGAUAAUCAGGUGGCCUGUUUUUUUGUUGCUUUUGACAAUUAUUCGAAAAAUAAUCUGAAUUAAAAUACAAACCAAAAAUUUUCUGUUGUAAAUUUGUUUUGGGUCUUUACGUACAGGAUAUCCCUUGAAAUGCUAACUAUAUUUUAAAACUUAAUUUUUAAAGGAGUAAAAAGAGAGAGAGAAAAAUGUACAGUUUACUGCAUUCUGCUCAAGAAAUCAAAGAAUUUAUUCUUCCCAAUUCACGAAAUUUGUUACAAAUGUUAUCAACAGAUGGCACUGUUGACUUCAUAAAAUUAUUAUACAAUAUUUUCUGAAAAACUAGCCUUUGCUGUGACACCAUAUAUGGGCAAAAUUUACAGUUCAUGAAAUUGGUUCAACAUACAACAGCACUCUUUAAUUUAAUAAUUUUUUCCCUUUAAUCAGUGCCAUUUAUUGAUAAAUUUUGUAUUUAAUUUUGGAACUUGGGAAGAAUAAAUUCCUGGUUUCUUUCAACAAAAGGCCUAAGUUUUGAUUCUGAACACUUAAAUUGCAUUUUAUAGUUGCUCUAUCUACUAUUCUUAGUUCAAUUAAAAUGUAACCAUUAAAUUAAAAAAAAAAACUGGUUGUUAAAAAAAUACUAUAUCUGACAAUUUAAUAUCUCAAACCAUUUUUCUUACCUAAUUCACACAAGACUAACCAUAAUUUUUUUUCUUAUUUACACUUGUAUAUUUAGCAUUUCCUUUAAUAUCACUUAAAUAAGAAAAAUUAUGAUCUUUAAAUUUGUAAAAACUUUGUGAAAUAAAAAAAAAACACUUAAUUUCUUAUAGUUCCAUUCAUAACUAUAGCAUGUAUGAUUUUUUAAUUAUGUAAUUAAUAAUUGAAUGCAAUAAUUCUGAGUUAAUAUAAGCUUUUAAAUUCCUGCUAAUUGAAUUUGUACACUUUUGCUUAAAUCCUAAAUAAAAUAAUACUUUUACCUUUUAUUACUCAGCAAAAUUUUACACAUUAAGUUGAUAUAUCCUGCAUAAUUGUAGUUUACAUUGCUUUAUUACUACUACAGCUGUUUGGAAAUUAACUUCUUUCAUUUAUUCAUUUUGUUUAAUAAAAAAGAAUUUUAAUUUGCA